Messenger RNA from Emiliania huxleyi CCMP1516, 567 nucleotides. RefSeq lists its product as hypothetical. The transcript has 3 exons. Lineage: Eukaryota; Haptophyta; Isochrysidales; Noelaerhabdaceae. The coding region runs from base 1 to 567 and encodes 188 amino acids. The record is from RefSeq and is a predicted model, not a curated record.
AUGUCUGCCGGCGAGGAGGUCGAGACGUUCGCCUUUCAGGCUGAGAUCAACCAGCUGAUGAAUCCGCCCGAGAUGAUCACCAACCUGGGCACCAUCGCGCAGUCGGGCACCAAGGGCGGCAUACAGCACUGCCAGCCAGCCUCUUCCUCCUCCUCAAGGGGCCUGGACCUAAUCCUAGAAUAUGGGGCCCAUUAUUUUCGCGACCCUGGCGGGGAGGGCCUAUUUUAUUCUGUCGGCCCGCCCUCCAAACCGGGCGACUACCGGUUCGCGCGGGAGAAGAAUUGCGACCUGCGUUUGCUCGACUUCGAGACGUUCGGCGGCUUCGGGGACGGCGUCCGCAGAAUUCUUCGGCAGGCGGCGGACCAGCUGAGUAACAAACUUUCGCACGCUCAGCACCUCGAUGAGGUCACAUGGACCACCAAGAACUGGCACGGGCUGCAGAUGCAGCGCUUGUCUGUCGUUCUCCACACCGCCGUGGCGUGGCAGACGGUGAACGAGCUAGCGUGCGGGGACAGCGGCAUUGUGCAUGGUGCGGAGUGCAUUGCCGUUCUUAACGGAGUCGCUUAG